Molecule: messenger RNA, 597 nt
Organism: Diplodia corticola
Lineage: Eukaryota; Fungi; Ascomycota; Dothideomycetes; Botryosphaeriales; Botryosphaeriaceae
Product: glyoxalase bleomycin resistance protein dioxygenase protein
Exons: 1
Coding region: 1-597 (198 amino acids)
Source: RefSeq, a predicted model, not a curated record
AUGGCAGCUCCAACCCUAUCCAACCCCGGCACUGUCGUCACUCGUCCCGCCUAUCUCGCGCACAUCGUUCUGCAGACCCAGCCAUCCAACUACCAAGCCAUGACCUCCUUCUACAAGACCUUCCUCAACGCCACCAUUAGCCAUGAAAACGACUUCAUCUCGUUCCUGACAUACGACUCGGAGCACCACCGCGUCGCCAUCAUCGCCGUGCGUACCGUUGGCCCCAAGGCAGCGAACACGUCGGGCCUGCGCCAUUUCGCCUUCACGUUCGCCACGCUCGAGGACCUGGCGCUGGCGUACCUGCAGCGGAAGGCGAACGGUAUCGUGCCGCUCUGGUGCGUCAAUCAUGGGCCGACGACAAGUAUGUAUUAUGCCGAUCCGGAUGGUAAUGAGGUCGAGACGCAGGUUGAUAAUUUCGACUCGGCGGACGAGGCGAAUGCGUACAUGCGGUCAGACGAGUUCAGGACCAACCCCAUAGGUGCCGAGUUUGAUCCGGAGGAGCUGGUACGGAGGCUGAAGGCCGGGGAGGAUGAGAGGGUGAUCAAGAAGAGGGCCAAUGUUGGACCGAGGAACGUGGAGGCCAUCAGACCCAUCUGA